Messenger RNA from Oreochromis niloticus (Nile tilapia), 654 nucleotides. Its product is annotated as myelin-oligodendrocyte glycoprotein-like. Gene Ontology annotation, biological process: immune response; T cell costimulation; cell surface receptor signaling pathway. Lineage: Eukaryota; Metazoa; Chordata; Actinopteri; Cichliformes; Cichlidae. The transcript is spliced from 5 exons. The coding region runs from base 1 to 654 and encodes 217 amino acids. The record is from RefSeq and is a predicted model, not a curated record. Gene Ontology annotation, cellular component: external side of plasma membrane.
AUGACACAUUUAUUCACAGCUUAUGAACCAAUCAGGAGCCUCCUACCUGUUCCCACAGCCGCCUCAUUAAUAACAGGAAUUUCCCAGCAUGCCUCGGCUGUGGAGCUGUAUGAGGGAGAGCUGUUUGUCCUGCUGCCCUGUGAGUUUCCCACUUUUGAACUGGACAGCCCCACAGUGGUGUGGAGUCGCUCCGCCCUCAGUCCUCCAACCGUCCACCAGCUUCAAGGAGACGAACUGAAAGAUCCAAACCAGCGUUACAGCGGCCGAACAUCCAUGAAGACUGACGCUCUGGAAACUGGAGACCUCAGCCUGAACCUGACCAACCUCCACCUGUCUGACAGCGCCACCUACACCUGCUCCGUCAGAUCAUUUAGACUGAGAGAUGUCCCACUGCAGGUCAAAGAACCAUUUCCAUCCUGGGCCACAGCUCUGCUGGUUCUGCUGGUUCUCCUGGUUCUCCUGGUUCUCCUGGUUCUGCUGGUUCUGCUGGUUAUCCUGGGUCUCCUGGUUCUGCUAGUUCUCCUGGGUCUCCUGGUUCUCCUGGGUCUCCUGGGUCUCCUGGCGCUGCUGGUUCUCCUGGUUCUCCUGGAGUGUCAGGUGGAGGAGGGGGCGGAGUCAUUCCAGCUGCCUGAGGACACUCAGGUGGAGUGGUGA